Molecule: messenger RNA, 6118 nt
Organism: Lacerta agilis (Sand lizard)
Lineage: Eukaryota; Metazoa; Chordata; Lepidosauria; Squamata; Lacertidae
Gene: NCOA1
Product: nuclear receptor coactivator 1
Exons: 21
Coding region: 195-4724 (1509 amino acids)
Biological process (GO): positive regulation of transcription by RNA polymerase II; cellular response to hormone stimulus
Cellular component (GO): nucleus
Molecular function (GO): nuclear receptor binding; protein dimerization activity
Source: RefSeq, a predicted model, not a curated record
AAUUCAGUAAUUGAUGCUGAGACCUUCCACUGGAGACUUAAGCUGACAGCUGCCCAUUGAAGAUAGAUGCACCUGUUUGCUAAAGCUCUAAGAUUCCUUUACUCGGCUUACGCGAUUUACUGAAGAGUCUGAUUUUAGUUUCCUCAUGAAUUAUCUUCCACCUCUGGAAAGGUAGAGGUGUGAACUGACUCAACAUGAGUGGCCUCGGGAACAGUUCAGCAGACCCGGCAAACCCAGAUUCCCAGAAGAGGAAGGGGUCGCCGUGUAACACCCUAGCCCAGAGCAAUGAGAAACGGCGCAGGGAGCAAGAGAACAAAUACUUGGAAGAGCUGGCAGAGCUGCUCUCAGCCAAUAUCGGAGAGAUCGACAGCCUAAGCGUCAAACCUGACAAAUGCAAGAUUCUGAAGAAAACGGUUGACCAGAUUCAGCAGAUGAAGAGGCUUGAACAAGAGAAAACAGCUGAUGAUGAUGUACAGAAGUCUGAUAUCUCGUCCAGCAGCCAAGGAGUGAUCGAAAAGGAAUCUCUGGGGCCUCUUCUCCUGGAGGCGCUCGAUGGCUUCUUCUUCGUUGUGAACCGCGAAGGGCGGAUCGUGUUUGUGUCCGAGAACGUGACCAGCUACUUGGGCUAUAACCAGGAGGAGCUCAUGAACACCAGCGUCUACAGCAUCUUGCACGUGGGAGACCACGCUGAGUUUGUCAAGAACUUGCUGCCCAAGUCGCUUGUGAACGGCGUCCCUUGGCCUCAAGAGUCCACCCGGCGCAACAGCCACACCUUCAACUGCAGGAUGCUGAUCCGGCCCCCGGACGAGCCGGGGGCAGAGAACCAGGAGGCCAGGCAGCGUUACGAGGUCAUGCAGUGCUUCACCGUGUCCCAGCCGAAACUGAUCAAGGAGGAAGGCGAAGACUUGCAGUCCUGUCUGAUAUGCAUCGCACGAAGAUUACCUCGAUCCACAGCCCCUGCUACAUCAGAAUCCUUCAUGACCAAGCAGGAUACUACAGGUAAAAUCAUCUCCAUCGACACCAGUUCUCUGAGAGCGGCAGGCCGGACCGGCUGGGAGGAUUUAGUGAGGAAAUGCAUCUACGCUUUCUUCCAGCCUCAGGGCAGGGAGCCAUCUUACGCCAAGCAGCUAUUUCAGGAAGUGAUGACACGGGGCACAGCCUUCAGCCCAUCUUACCGGUUCACACUGAGCGAUGGGACUGUCCUGAGCGCUCAUACCAAGUGCAGACUUUGCUGCCCUCAAGGCCUGGAGAUGCAGCCUUUCAUCAUGGGCAUUCACAUAAUUGAGAGAGAACACGGCACGCUGUCACCUCAAGAAAACACUAACUCCGGGAUGCCUCUUCCCCGCGUCAGCCCCUCGCUGAACCCCAACAUCUCCCCCGGACAAGGCAUGGCUCUGCCCUCCCCUCUCCCUCCUGCCAACGGUAGCAUGCUAAAUGCCAGCGCAGCAGGCCACCCGCCGGGAUCCAGCAUGCAUGGCGGCGGUGGCAGCAGCAACGCUGCCCCCAGCCAAGCCACUUUCGGAUGUUCGCCUGGGAGCCAGAUGGGAACGAACGUUGCCUUAAGCCAGGGCCAGCCCGGUCCCCAGAACAGUAGCCAUGCCAUGAGCCACAACAGCUCCCCGAUGGGCAGCCCCGGGGUCACCCCGCCACAGUUCAUGUCCCCCAGGCAUCGGGUGAGCCCCGGGCUGGUCCACCGGCCCAGAGUGCCAAGCAACCCUUUCUCUCCCCCCAUGCCCACCACGCACUCCCCGGUGGGCAUGGUGAGCGGCUGUGGCUCCAGCGGCUCCCUCGGCAACAGGCCAUACCCAAGCACCCCGCUGAACUCCAUGCAGGGACUGACCGAAGGGCCCAGCCCCCCGGUGAGCUACUCCACGCCCUCCCCUGUCCUGCGGCAGCCCAGCAACCAGAACUCGCCCAGCCGGAUGAGCCUGCCGCCUGUGAAAACGGAGCCCAAGGACACCAAGGAGAUCGCCUCCAUCCUGUGCGACAUGAUCCACUCUGACGGCGGCCCGAGCAACACCAAGCCUGUGGAGCCGGGCUUGCUGCACGGCGGCGACCGGCUCUCCGAGGGCGACCACAAGGGCCUGCAAGCUACCAGCCACAAGCUUGUCCAGCUCCUGGCCACCACGGCUCAGGAGCAGCUGCGGCACGCCGACGCGGACACCAGCUGCAAGGAGCCCUUGUCCUGCACGGGCUCCUCCGGGACCCCUGCCUCCGGGAACCCGGUGGGCAGCGCCUGCCCGUCCUCCCACAGCUCCCUUACGGAGCGGCACAAGAUCUUGCACCGGCUCCUCCAGGAGGGCAGCCCUUCGGACAUGGGCAGCCUGGCCGCCAUGGAGCAGGAGAAGAAGGACAGCGGGCCUGGCGCAGCGGCCCCUACCCUGCAGAGCCAGGCCCCAGAUGCCCGUCUGGAGGCUGACGCCGCAAAGAAGAAGGACUCGAAGGACAACCAGCUCCUUCGCUACCUGCUGGACAAGGACGAGAAAGAGCUGGCAUCCAACCCCACCUUGAGCCUGGACGACGUCAAGGUGAAGGAGAACCCGGAGCAGCUGGAGCCUUGCAGCGUCGCUCAGUCCCUGCUUGCGAAGCCCCCCGCGCCAGAGGAGGGGAAGCUGCAGCCACAGAGCCAGUUUGCGUCGGACCUUGACCAGAUUCUGCCGUCGCUGGAGAAAGCUCAGCUGCCGCCAGGACUGUGUGGAUCGGAGGCGGCCGAAUGUGGCGGCAUUGCCAUCAAGUCAGAGAUCCUCACCCCCUCCCUCCAGCCGGGCACCGCCGCAAGAACUCCCACGGGGAUGAGCUCUGUCAAUGGUGGGCAGGGAAUGCAGGCUGGCCGGUCCCCCUUCGAAUUCUGCGACCCCCUGGAGCCGGUUCAGCUCAGGACGGCGCCAUUCCCCGCAACCAACGGCAGCAGCCCCCACCCCGGUUUGCCUUCCGAGCAAGGCAGGGGGGCAGUACCUGGACCAAGCCCCUUCCAGCCUGACACAGGAUUGCCUGAGCUGGAACUGGGAGUCACAGAUCAUCAGUUCGGUCAACCAACAAUUGGGGAGCAGAUCCCAUGGGCGGACAACCCCAUGACCUCCAUUAAUCGGGGACCUAUGAGCAAACCGGACGACCAUUGCAUCACUUCUCAGCUCGAUGAGCUCCUGUGCCCUCCCACCACCCCGGAGGGACGAAACGACGAGAAGGCUCUUCUCGAGCAGCUGGUGUCCUUCCUCAGCGGCAAAGACGAGAACGAGCUGGCAGAGCUGGACCGAGCACUUGGCAUCGACAAACUGGUCCAGGGAGGCGGCCUGGAAGCGCUGACGGAGAGGUUCCAGCCCCAGCAAGCCACGCCACCGCCGCCUCUCAUGAUGGACCAGAAGCCGGGCAUGUACCCACAAGCUUAUCCCUCCGCUUCCCCCACCACCAACCUCCCCGGCCCUUUCCCCGGCAUGGUCCGGCAGAAGCAGUCCUUUGGGUCGAUGCCGGUCCAGGUCCCGUCGCCCCGUGGGGCCUACCCCACCAACAUGGGGAUGCAGCCGCGGCAGGUGCUCAGCAGGCCUCCGACAGCCCCCAACCAGCUGCGACUGCAGCUGCAGCAGCGGCUCCAGGGUCAGCAGCAGUUGAUACACCAAAAUCGGCAGGCUAUCCUGAACCAGUUUGCGGUGAACUCUGCAGGUGGCAUCGGCAUGAGGACAGGAAUGCAACAGCAGAUGGCACCACAGCCGCCCCUGAACGCUCAGAUGCUGGCCCAGCGCCAGAGGGAGCUGUACAGCCAGCAGCACCGGCAGAGGCAGCUGAUGCAGCAACGGGCCAUGCUGAUGAGGCAGCAGCAAAGCUUCGCGGGCAACCUCCCCCCCUCGGCCGGGGUCCCCGUGCAGCUGGGGGCCGGGCGCCUCCCGCAGGCUCCCCCGCAGCAGUUCCCCUUCCCCCCCAACUACGGUACGAGCCCAGGAAACCCCCCUACCUCCACCAGCCCUUUCUCGCAGCUGGCAUCCAACCCCGAGGCGGCGCUGGCCGGUCGCAACAGCAUGGUGAACCGGGGGAUGAUGGCAGGAGUCGGAGGAGGGCAGUUCGGCUCCGGCGUGAACCCUCAGAUGCAGCAGAACAUCUUCCAGUAUUCGGGAUCAGGAAUGAAUCAGCAAGGGGAGGCGGCAUUUGCCCCGUCGCUCAGUCCCAGCAGCCCCUUGAUGUCGCCGCAGAUCCCUCCUUCUCAGAGCCCCAUGCUCCAGUCGGCUCCGCCAACGCCUGGGUACCAGUCGCCCGAUAUGAAGUCCUGGCAGCAAGGACCCAUGGGGAGUAACAAUGUCUUUGGCCAAGCUGGGCAGGCCCAACCUACGCCAGCCCAGCAGGGAAUGUACAACAACAUGAGCAUCACCGUCUCCAUGGCCGGCGGGAACGCCAACGUCCAGAAUAUGAACCCAAUGGGUGGGCAGAUGCCUAUGAGCUCGCUGCAGGUGCAAGGCAUGAACCAGCUGUGCUCUGAGCAGGUAAACGACCAGGCUCUCAGACCCGCAGGUCUCUACUGCAACCAGCUCUCUUCUGACCUUUUGAAAACAGAAGCAGAUGGAGCACAGGUGCAGCAGGUACAGGUGUUUGCUGAUGUGCAGUGUACAGUCAACUUGGUGGGCGGAGACCCUUACCUGAACCAGCCGGGCCCUGUGGGGGCCCAGAAGGCCUCUGGCGGCCCCCAGACCCCUCAAGCCCAGCAGAAAAGCCUCCUGCAGCAGCUACUGACCGAAUAACCUGCUUUUCAAAGGAAUGUGAAAUUUAAAUAAUAAGACAUAGAGAUAUAUAUAUAAAUAUAAAUAUAUAUAUAUAUUAUAUUUUUCUGAGAUUUUUGAUAUCUCAAAACUUGCAGCCAUUCUCGUAGUGUUUGGAGCAAAAAAAAAAAAAGUUCCCCCUCCCCUUUCUUUCUUUCUUUCUUUUUUUAAAAAAAGGUAAUGGAUGUCGCGAAGUGACAAAACAGUUGAGCCAAAAUGACAGAUGAUCCUUAUUUUUGUAAUCAGUUGCUGGCUUCUUCUUAUCCCUGAUGGAGGUUACUUGGUUUUAAGGGGUGGGGGGAGUGUGUUAAUAGAGAAUGAGGGGAGGCGUCUUGCUGGGGGGGGGAGAAAGAGGAGUCGAGUUCUCAGUUUCAGCUGGAUCUGUCACUGAUUUGCGUCUUCAGCGAAGCAGGAAUUAGGUGAAUAAUCGCACUCGUCUCUUCUCUGGGAUGUUUUUAGCUGUUCUUAAAAACGCACACGCCCUUGUCUGACCACCUCCCCCUCCCCUCUCAACCUGUUUGUGCAAUCAGCUUUUUCUAGCAGUCGUGAGUUUGUCGGUUUUAAAGAAAUAAUGAUGAUGAUGAUGAUGAUGAUGAUAGAGUAUUUUGACCCAUUUUUUCCCAUGUUUUAUGCUGGUAUAUAGAUGGCCUCCUUAGCGAAAAAAGGCCUCUGUGUAUAUGAAAAAGAGGGUGGGGAGCUCGUACAAAAAGCUAAUAUAAUAAUUUUUGAAAAGACAGACACACAAGUACAGUUUGGGGGAAAAUUGCAAUAUUUUUUAGGGGUCGGGGGGCUGGGGAGAAGUGGCUCGGGCAGCAAAACACCGAGGGUCAACGCUGUGCCACCGUUCCUUUCAUUUUGACAGGGUUUGUGAUGCGGCAACCCUUUGGAGAUGAAAUGGGAGAGGUUCACAGCAGAAGCCUGCCACAAAGUUGCGUCCUUGGGCUACUAUUGUAGAUAAAAUAAUUAUUAAAAAUUAAGCAGUCCUCUCUCUCUCUCUCUCUCUCUUUCUCUCUCUCUCUCUCUGCUUUGUGAUUAACAGCCAAGGUAGCUUAAAACUAUUUAAAAUAAUAUUGAUUAUGAUGAUUAUAAUAAAAAAGGCAAUUCUCUGUGGAACGGGAGACAAGCUUGUCCUUUACCCCUCUGAGGCCUUUUCAGUGUAAAUAGCUCAAACCUCUUGUAUAAAUUGGUUUCCUUCUCUUUUUAGUUUUGGGGUUGGGGGGGUUGCUCUUAAAUAGCAUUGCUUUUGGAUGGGGGGGGGGAGUUAUUACUUUCUUUCCUCUUUUCUCUUUCUGAAAUUUUGUUGAUGUGUGAAAACAAAACUGUGUAGCUUUUUGUUAAUUGAAUUUGCAAGAGUUUAAAAAAACAAAGAGACAAAA